This is a messenger RNA of Pezoporus occidentalis (night parrot), 4979 nucleotides long. RefSeq names its product tumor protein p53 inducible nuclear protein 1 (gene TP53INP1). The record is from RefSeq and is a predicted model, not a curated record. The transcript is spliced from 3 exons. Gene Ontology annotation, cellular component: autophagosome; nucleus. Lineage: Eukaryota; Metazoa; Chordata; Aves; Psittaciformes; Psittacidae. Gene Ontology annotation, biological process: autophagosome assembly; positive regulation of DNA-templated transcription. The coding region runs from base 1079 to 1789 and encodes 236 amino acids.
GUAAUUCAAAUAUUUCUAUACUGGAAUUGUAGUUAAAUCAGUGAAUAUUUUUCAUGUACAGUGUUUACUUUUUCAGGUACUUUAAUGGCUUCUAUUUGUUGGCUCACGCAUAAAUAUUCAAAGGCUGUAAGCGUGCAGAUCUGCAUGCUUGAAUAUUCAGCUUCUUGUACUGAUGGGAUUUUUCAUCUUAACUGCCAAAUGUAGAGUUCAGGCUUAUGGUGACUAAUUACAUGUAGAUAAUUAAGUAUACAGGUUACUUUUCUGUGUUAUAGGCUUACCAUACAUAACUAGUUGGGCGCUUGCAGUGAAAAUGAUCACACUGGUAACUACGUGGUGUACUUUGAACAGUACACUACUCAGUGAAGGUGGGACAUGCCUUCCUACUGUGUUAACUUGUAGGCAGUGUCCCUGAACUGUGUGAGAUGGGAGAGAAGAAACACUGCCUUGGGCACCUCUGAGAGCCCUCACAGGAGUCCCUGGACAAGGUGUGAGGCUGUGUCAAUGGAGGAGAUGUGUUGUCUAGAGAAGAAAGCAGGUGCCCUUUGCAUCUCUCUGACUGUGAGGAAGACAGGCAGGGAGCUGAGGGAGCACCUAUGCAGUGAGCAUAUAGCAUAUAGUCCUCUCCUCCCAUAACAGAAGGUGGGAACUAAAACCUGAGCAGACCUUUGCUCAGGGAGGAGAAUCAAGAGGAAGGUGCUCAGCUCCAAGGACAGACUUAGGCUUUUCCUGUAUGAAUCUGGGGAGGGUAUGGUGAAUGCCAGUGAAGCUGCCUUCCUCGUAGGCAAAAAUGCUUACUAGUACCUCAGACUGCACUAAAAAGAGGGCUUUUAGUUUGUUCCCUAGGGGUGUUACCUGUUGCUUUGUCAUUAAGACCCUUGUCAUUGGUGUUUGGUUUUUUUUUUGCAGGUUUCACAUAAACUGUUGACCAGACAUGCCUCUGCAUGUCCUGUACCUAAGUUGAUAAAACAUCUAUGCACUUUAAUCUCAAGUCUAUGCCACUCUGCUAGUACAGUGUGAGCUGUGCCUUGAACCUUGGAUAUAAAGACCUACCAGCCAAAGUCUUGUUCCUGCCUUAGUAAUGUUCCAGAGGUUAAAUAACAUGCUCAUGGGAGAGAUUGAUAGCCUGUCCAGCCAAGAGCCAGAAUUCAGUGAGAAAGAAGAUGACGAGUGGAUUCUGGUUGACUUUAUAGACACUUGCACUAACUGCUCCGCGGAGGAAGCGGACAUCGCCGAAGCAUCGGACGCAGAUGGCUCGCCCGCCUUCUCUUGUUUACCGUCUCCCUUGGAACACUUUCCAGAGGCCAGCGAGUCUUGCUUCAUCCAGUUUGAGUCAUGCCCCAUGGAGGAGAGCUGGUUUAUUACCCCUCCCCCAUGUUUUACUGCAGGUGGAUUGACCACUAUCAAAGUGGAAACCAGUCCAAUGGAGAACCUCCUCAUCGAGCAUCCCAGCAUGUCUGUGUAUGCUGUCCACAAUACCUGUCACAGCCUUAAUGAGACUGGGUGUGGAGAUGAGGAGUUUCACAGCCCAGGUAGUCCGAGACUGGAAGCCCAAAAUGAAACAGGGCAGCGUGUUCACUGCUACGUCACAGCUCUUGCUACUCGUUCAGCUUUUCUGGAAAAAAACAAGAGCUUUCGUCCUAGCCACUGGAUAAAAGAACAUAACGAAAGACAUUAUCUCAACAGAAAUGGUCUCCGUCGCCAAAACCUCACCAGGGAUUGCCACUCUCGGCAAAUCAAGCACAAUGGACUCUUUGUUCACCAGCCUUGCCAGCGUCAGUUCAAUUACUGAUGGCUCUUGUGGUUUUAAUCUAUGGUCUAAUUGUUUUUUAGGUUACUCUUGUUUCCAUGCAUAGGUAAGUGUGGUCAGUCUGAAGCUGAUUGUCAAUCCCUCCAACACAAUUGUAACUAGAGUUGCAUUCUUUUAAAAUGAUACCUAAAUUUCCAAACAUCUUGCAGUAAGUCCUGAACAUUGAUGUUAAAUAUCAAUGUCUUGGAAGCCUAUCACUAAGGUAGUUUGUGUGCUGUUUUAUAAACUAUGAUGUAUAGAUGGGUUCUUAGUUGAUCUUUUAAAGACACUUAACUGAGAUGGAAAUCAGUUACAUUUUACGUUAAUCAAAGUGGAGUUAGAAAAUUUGAGGUUAGGUGUAUUCUUUAAUGACCAGAACUUGACAGCUUGUAUAUCUGUCUAUAUUCAGCAUAUAUGAUUACUUUCUAACAAAGGCAUACUAUAGCUGCCAGUGGGUAGCUAUGCUGAACUGUUACAAGAAGGACGUCUAAUGUAAAUCGCCUAGUACCUACUUGUGUUAGUGGAGUCUGUGUAGGUGUAUUGGGUACUUGAUAUGGGUAUCAGAAAGGGUUAAAUGUCCCCCCCCUAAUAUUGUUGCAGUAGGCUAUGGCACUGGUGUUACAGAUGUAGUACCUCACAGUGGAGUGGAAGGAAAAGUGGGCCUAUGGGUUAAGUGCAGAUGCACAACACAGAGCUGAACUGGGUUUUACUUGGUGCAGUUUGGGUUCUUAUUCCCUUUCUUUUAUUCUUUCUGUCUUUAAAAGAUGUAUUUACCCUAUCCCAUUUCAUUUACUCUCUAGUCUACUUAGAGGAAAAGGAUGGUGUACUGACUUCUUUUAAUCCCAUCAGUAGCUGACUGCUCUUUAAAGAAGUCGGGCUGAUGGAUAGCUAUUUCUGAGCUGCUAAUUGCUGUUAAAUUGUCUCAUACUUAGAGUAGCUCAAAAGCAGCUAGAAGGAAGGUCUUAUUCAAAUUUUCUCCCUUCUCUCUCUCUCUCUCUAGAAAUUAAGUCCAAGUUAAUUGUGACUGGAAAUGAAGGGCAGUGUGUGGCAGGGAUGAGAGGAUGCUGAAAAACAGUCUUGCAGAACUAAACACAGAGAUGACAGGGUGUAUAAAAAUGGAGAUAGAUUGGCAGUGUUAUUCCCUUAACCCAUUGGGGGCAGAAGAACUGGAUAGCAAUUCCAUGGGCAGCAGGAAAGAAAAGCCAUUCAAAACUAACAAGUAAUUUUCUUAAGAACGCUGUACAAUGUUUUGGAAGUUGGCAGGCACUUGAAAAACCCAGAACACAAAGUUCACCUGUUCAGUACACCCUGUUUCUUAACCGCAGCCAUGUGGCAUGCUGAGCCCUGAUAGAUCAAUCUGGGAAGUAGACUAACUGCUUAUGGAGGUGAGGAAGCAGAAAUCUACACUGAAGAAAGAGGGGAAAUACCAGUAGGUUUAUCCCCCUUUCUGUCAGUACUUAAUGUGACUUACUGGUUUUAACUUGUGUUUAGUGCCUAGGGCAUUUAAGUGUUAACAUUACAUUCAACAAUGUCUUCCAGUAGUCCUUAUACAGAAGCUAGUAUAAGGAGUCAUGUGAGGAGUCCUUAAAAUUAGAUCAGUAAUGUGAAUUUUUCUAGACCUAUGAAGUAUUUUAAAUUCAGCCAAAUGCUUCAAAUUCAUUGAAGCCAAACCCUAACAACUUGGAUUGACCUUGAUGUAAUGGUACUGUUGCACAUUCUGCAGCUGGAAUUGUUGUGGAACAUGCUUAGUAUACAGGAAAUAGCACUUAUAACCUUUGUUUCACUGCAGAUGUGCUGCUUCACUGGGGUUAGUUAAGAUUGUUGCAAGGGGAUGCUCACAGAUAGUUAAGUGUGUGAAAGCAAUAGGUGCUUUCCUGGCUACACUAGUCUCCUUUAUUUUAUUUUUUUCCUGAAGUACAUUAAAUUCACACACACAGUGAAAGAAAACAGGAUUGGUCACAUUGUAAGUUUCAAAAAUAGGGAUUUUUUGUUAGUGUUUUCAGCAGUAUGUGUCUGUGUCCAUACAGCAAUUCUUUUGUGGUCCAAACAUUCUGGUUUGCAAAUAGCUGUGGUUUCACCAGUCUCUCAUCUGUUCAUGAAUACUCUUACUUGCCUCAGAUUGUCUGCUUUUAUCACUCCAGCUUUUUGCCCAAUUUAAACUUCCUUCUCACUGCCAACUUCCUAGCUCAGGAAAAUUCCUCUCUUUCCUGUAUUUUUUUUUUCUUUGUAUAAAAGUAACUACUUUCCUUCAGCUUUAAUUUUCUUAAAGUGAAAUGAAGGAAGAUGGAGUGUCCACCUCCCUGUGUUAGAAGGAGUUAAGUCAUCUUUUAACUCUUGACAGGGAGAUGGGAGUUGAGAGUAUAAGGCUCCCAGGCAUUACAGUGAGAGCCUUGGACUGUUCUUCUCAGUAGGCAAGUAAAUGCAACUUUAGACUGCUCCUAGAAUUGGGAGAUACUGAUCUUUUUAUACUACAUUACUAGAUGACUUUCUGGUGAUGAAAACCUAUAUCUUUCAGGAUAUAAACUAUUUUGUUGCACAAAGCUGUGCUUCUCAAUUUGUAAUAUUAGACACCAUAUUAUUGUGUGAGAUAGUACUGCAUCAAUGGCUUUUUGUUAAUGUGGUUUACGUAUUUAUGUUGGUCUAGCCCCAUUUUGUGCCUGGAGCUAUUGGGCAAAUAGAUUUGUUUUUCUGUUUUAAUAGCAAGCUGUGUGGCUUCUUAUGGUUUUUUGACUUGUAUUAAAGUGUGUGUUCUUGUAAAAAGCAGAGGCCUUGCACUGUCUUAUAUUGAUUGAUAUUCAUGAAUCUUGCUGAAACUGUAUUUUCGUAUGUAUUGGUCAAUAGACAGAUUUGCAUUUUAAACUGUGCCUUCUACACAGCAAACUUGAAGAUUCAAAAGGGACAUUUCAGUUAGGAUUAAUACUGUACAUCAGUCUAUGCACAUAUGGCAGCUUCUCUCCAGAGCCACUUCUCUAUUUGUAGCAGUCCUUUUGAUAUGGAAGAAUGUCUGGCUCUUAUUUUUAAUAGUUAUAACACAAGCUGAAAAACAACAAGAUACAGCACUUUGCCAAAAAGUAGCAUUGCUUAACCAGUGUGUAUUUACUAAAGUGAUCUUCUGUAUUUUGUUUUCAUAGUGCAUUCUGCACAUUGUGGGAAACAUGAUCUUAACUCUCAAUAAAAAAUGGCCUAUUAAAAA